AUGGAGGCCGAUUUCCCUAGGUCCGUGUCAGAGGCACAAGAUCAUAUCCGUCAAAUCCGUCGCGAGAAGGGUCUCGGCGAUGGCCCUGACCAGAUUGGCAACAACGGAGCUGAUCUCGAAUCAGCCUUGAAAAUCAUCUCCCAUGACCUCUAUCAAACGUCGACACACUUCCUCUUGGAGCUGAUCCAAAACGCCGACGAUAACUCGUACACGGUUGAAACACCGACCAUGUCCAUCUCAUAUUCACCCGGAAAACUCAGAAUCGACUGCAACGAGCGCGGAUUCUCUAAGCAGAACAUUGAGGCCAUCUGCCGCAUCGGCAAGAGCACCAAGGGCGGCGAAAGCAAGUCAGAGGGGUUCAUCGGCGAAAAGGGAAUUGGUUUCAAGGCCGUAUUCAAGGUCGCGUCCACCGUCUGGAUCUCGUCUGGCUACUACUCGUUCCGCUUUGAUCGCGAUGGCCACCUUGGAAUGAUUGCGCCUAUUACGUGCCCCUUCCCCGAACAGCCCAAGCAGGAAUGUACUUCGAUUCUGCUCAAGCUGGACAAGGACUGUGACGAGGGACUCAUUGUCGAGGAGAUGAAAUCGUGUGACGAGAAGAUUUUGCUCUUUCUGCGGAGACUUCGGAAGCUCGAGAUUAACAUCCAUCCAGGGGCCGAGAACAGACUCUUCAAAAGAACUUUCACUCGUGGUGCUCAGCCGGCUGAGAACCCAUCCAUGAUGACGCUCAUGAACAAUGGAGUAGAGAAACACUACUUUGUUUGGCGACACACAGCCAAAAACCUCCCUUCUGAGGCUCGUCGUCCAGGGAUCACCACGUCCGAGAUUGUUCUCGCAUUUCCCAACACUGGCGUCAAUAAAGAUGCACCUGUACUCCCCGUCAUCGAGCCUCAAAACGUCUAUUCUUUUCUGCCUAUCCGAAACUACGGAUUCUCUUUUCUUCUGCAAGCAGACUUCCUUCUCCCGGCAAAUCGAGAGGACGUGCACGUUGAUUCAAACUGGAAUAUACAUUUAAGAACCGAGGCUCGGAAAGCCUUCAUGGAAGCCAUGUGUCACAUAGAUAAUCUGGACAACUCUCUACGACACAGCUGGGUUCGCUACGCGCCCAUCACCCCCUCGCAAAGCGAAUUCUUUGAGGAAUUAAGAUGGGGUAUUUCAGUUAAUUUGGAAACCACAUUCACGCUGGAGUCCAUGGUUGGUUACAAGAGAAGGCCGCGUGAUCUCAUCAUGGUCUCCGAGGACUGGAGAGAUGACGAUGGCCGCCCGUUGAUGAUGGACACGGACAACGAAGACGAAUUUCUUGCCGCAAAGUACCACGACCCCGGAAAUAAGAAAUAUCUACUCAAGUCGGGUGUCAGCGUCAUGAGUGACGAAGUCUUUGGUGAUCAGCUGAUCAGACGCCUCAAAAGGCACCCACAGUGGUUCCUGGAGAGGAAAUCCCACGCGUGGCAUUCCAGUCUUGCACGUAUCAUAUGCCAGAUGUAUACAUCCUCGGCAUGGUAUUUCAUCUCGCCGAUAUCUAAUCUUCCAAUUCUCCCGCUGAGAGGGGGAGAGUGGGUUCCCCCGCAGUCGUACGGUCAACAGGUUUACCUCCCAAGCAGUUCUGGGUUAGUCAUACCUGAAGGUAUCACGGUACUGAUGGUGAACGACAAAGCCGCUGCUGAUCCUGACCGGCGGAAGCUUUACCAACUGCUUGAUGUCCCAGUGCUCACGAAUGACCGCAUCAAGAAGGCAAUAGUCAACACACACGACGGCAGAAAAUUCAACCCUAACAAACUCACCCCGGCGGUGCUUGUAUCGCACGCUGAGUUCAUACACAAUAAUGGUGGCUGGGAGACGAGUCUAAGUGAUCAUCUGUGGGUGGCGACAUACUUGGGCCGUUGCCGCAAAGGAAAUAACACGUAUCGGCCUGACGAUGAUGACCCGUAUUCCGCCAGUCGCACGCUACCAAAGGACACCAAGCAGACGUACGGGUUUCUACAACCAGCUUAUCUUGAGGCGGGACGAUCACAAAAUAGCGCCUGGAUCAAGUUCCUCUACAGCAGUCUCGGUAUCUGGGUCAUCCCCCGAAUUGGUGACUUGAAGCUAGUUAUUGAGCAGUACCCGAGUCAAAGAUGGCUUGUCAUGCUCAGAGAUCGGUUGCAAGUCUACGAAGAUUGUGUCGGAAGUAAGAAGUUAGCUGAGGCUAUCGGUUCCGCCCGGGUCAUGUGCACAGGAAGCAUUACAAAGGAACAGAUCCGGCAUAUCUACGCCCCCCUUGACCACCUCACGAAGGACUUUGGGCCCGUGGCGCCGUUUAUCGACAUUCCCGAGCCGGAGGAUCCCAGGUGGAAGCCGUUGUUGAAGCUCAUAGGGGUGAAGGUGGAGGCCGAUUUUGACUUCUACCUCGCCUCCUUGAGACAUGCAAAGAACACAGGUAAUGGCAGCGUGGAGUUGAUUCGACGUUUGAUGCACGAACUUGAAGAAUGCGGCAACUCAUCUAGCCUAGUUAACCCCUUUCGGAAGGACAAGCUGAUCCUAGUCCCACCCAAGACAGAGGGUGGCGAGCGAAGAUGGGUAUCCCAAGACGAGUGCUUCUGGCGAGGAGAGUCCUGGCUCACUCAGUCCGUCGGCCUCGAGAGGCUUUAUCCCGAUCUCGAGACCUUCCGCAACCAUCUCAAUGUGAGGAACGCCGGCGUUGAUCACCUGAUCAAGGAAGCAGCCGCAGUUUCAACACUGCCUCAGCUAGCUUUGCCUCGCAUCCAACGACUGUUCCUGGCUCUGGAAUAUCACGUCGAAGCCCACGGUCUGAGCGAAGACCAGAAGAAGGCGCUUCUAAGUACCAAGAUGUUUCCCAUCACCAACACUGCUACGGAUGAAACCUACGAGCACUUGCGCUCUGCCACAGCCAACGACCAUUGGUUGAUUGCCGACCGAAGCUACUUCAGGGAACCGUUCCAGUCGCUCAUUCCCGUCCUUGCGUUCGGAGCCGAGUUCAUUUUGAAGAUCAUGCACCUGCUGGUGAAGUUGGGCUUGAGAAACAGGUUUCUCAGCGAUCUAGCUGUGAGCACCACUGAGGCACACGGGAGCACGCAUCUUGACGAGGAUCUUUCCCAUAGCUACAGGUCUCGCAGCAAGUAUUUCUUCAGACUCAUGGGAGAAGGUGUAGAUAAUAAGCAGGAGUUACGCUCCUGUUUCGGCCAAGUCCAGGUCUUCACCUCAGAUAGAGUAGUGCAGAGCUGGCGAGCAACUCUCAACAUGAAACAGGUUGACAGCUCCUUCUCCGAGGGCACAGCCUUCCUGGAGUGCGACUAUGCUGGGGAUCUUCGCAUGUAUCUGCGCUCGGGGUACGAGAAGGAGGCGCAUCCUUGUGAGCUGGCGGAGCAGCUGAGGAAUUUCUUCAACAUAUCUAUCGAGCAUAGGGAUCUCGCCCUGAUGGCGCUCAACGACAGAGAAGAGAGGCUCGAUCGCAUAUUCCAAGAAAGGGGCAUUGCUCCGUUGCAGGAAGACUCCCUUGAGUCGGGCGAGCUUUACGGCGAAGAAGGCGAGUACCGGCCCGUCCAAAAUCCAGCACCGAGCAGGAAGAGUCGCCUUGGACUCGCCGAUGGCUCAAGGUUCAACCGCCUGCUCAGCCACACCAGAUUCAGCCCAUCAUUCUUCAAGCAGGUCGAGAACGCAAUAGAGCUUCGAACAUUUGCUGGCGCCAUGACCUUACCCUCGGUGAAGGGGGCGUUCAGAGAUCUGGAGUUCACUCAGAAGACCGGUGCGGUGAUUGGCACUCCUACCGGGCCGCCCCGGAUGCUAGAUCGUGUAUUUGGACUCGCAAAGCGUGAUUCUGAGGUUGGAGAGGCCAUUGUAUCCGAUAUCCUAUCGAUCGUACUAGCUUCACAAUAUAAUCGCGACAAAAUGUGGACACCUAAGGGCUCGAGGGGCAGCGACCGCGCAGCUUUCAACUUCACGGACUCGACAGGUAGAUUCAGCGCUUUCCUUAUGCGGCUCGAUGGAAUGCCCGGGAAGGCGAAGGGGUAUACGCGAAUGACAUACCAUCUCGAUGUCAAGGUCACGGACUCGGGGGGGUUCAAGAUUACUCAAGACGAGCUUGACAGAGCUCGCAAGAACUCGGUCCACAGCGAACCCCAUCCCGACGAAGCCGCCCCAUCCAAAGACGUCUCAGUCCUGGUGCACAUCUCGGAUGUCCGCAAGGAACCAAAGAUCCAGUUCCUCACCGACCCGUGGGACCUGUUCGAAGACGGCCAGCUGAUUCUAGAGAAUGCUCGAAGCUACCAGGCCAGGCUCGAGCUGCGGUCACGCCAGAACACCAAGGAGGCGACCAGCGCCGAGGUUGGGUUCGACGCGGUGCAAUUUAGGGCGAGGGCGGAACCAGUGAGAGGGGAUCCAAGUCCAGAGUAUGGGGACCCUAGUCCGGAGUAUCAGGAGGAGAAGGGGAACGAUAAAAAGAAAGGAGAUGCUUGA
Fusarium vanettenii 77-13-4 is the source of this 4449-nucleotide messenger RNA. RefSeq lists its product as uncharacterized. The record is from RefSeq and is a predicted model, not a curated record. The coding region runs from base 1 to 4449 and encodes 1482 amino acids. The transcript has 8 exons. Lineage: Eukaryota; Fungi; Ascomycota; Sordariomycetes; Hypocreales; Nectriaceae.